AUGCUUAAAAGAGAUAGUCUAUCAAACCUGCACAGCAAAGAAAUUAGAAGGUUCUCUCAGAAAAGGGAAAAUUUCAAUUGUGAUUACUCAGAAUACUUGAACUUGUGUCUAGAAGAGUACAAGAACAACAUAUAUGACGUAGAUUUAAUAAACGAAAAUGAAGAAUGUAUGCGAGAGUUAAUAAAUUACUAUAAUUACCUGUAUAGGAAUUAUUAUGAAAAUGUUAUAAAUGUGUUUGAGAAUAAUAAUCAUAGUGAGAAGACAUAUGCAAAUGAAAAUUACACCGCAAAACUGGAUUUAUUAAACAAAAGACAUAUAGAAUCUUUGUACAACAUCAGCAUUUUAAGUAUUUCAGAUAAACUUAAAUAUUAUAUGCUGAGAGGGGAAACAAAAAAAAAUAAAGACACUACGAAUGAUGAAGAUAAAAUUGCUUUAGAUCAUGCAGAAAAAAAUAAUGAAAACAGAACACUUAAGAAAAACUUUUUUGUAAAUGAUACAGUUAAACAAAACGGGAACCUUAAUGAUCUUCCAAAUAAAAACACUUAUGCUGACAAGAACUCAAAAACAUACUCAAAUGAUGAUUUAUCUUCAAGUGAAAUGAAAAGAGAAGAAGAAUUCGAUAUAAUCAAAUAUUUAUUUUAUCUUAUGAGGUCAAUUGAACAUUCUAUAAGCUCAGAAAGCGGAAAUUUAUCAUCCUUUUAUAAUUCUCUUAAAGUAUAUUUCUUUAGGGAUAAUGUUAAUGAAAUUUUUUAUAAUAAUAUUUAUUUAUUAACCCUUUGUUUACAUUGUUUAGAAAAUAUAACAAGUAAUAUAGUAACAUUUGACAUUAGACAAAUGGAAGAUGAAGAACUAAACGCAGAGAUUGAAAAAAAUUGCUAUGCUUACACAAAUCCUGUAAAGACAAAUACCCUUCAAAGCAACGUGAAGAGAAAAUACUCGAUGUCUAAUUUUAGAAAACACUCUUCAACAAAUGAAAUGAAUAUAAAUUUUCACCAAAACAGUACAAUUCAGAACAAUACAAAUUACAUUAGAAGAACGACAAAGGAAUAUAAUUCUUUCAAAAUACACAACAAUAAUGUCUAUUUUUAUAAAAUCUUUUUUUAUCUUCUUAAUUUCUUAAAUUUUUACCUUGAAGAUAUGAUAAAAGACAGCUCCCUGUUGUAUUCUGACAUGAUGAAAAUGCAUGCAGACAGUAAUGUACGCAGAAAUAGAAAAGAAAAAAUGCUAACAUCAUCGAACACAUUAAGUGGAACCACAAAUAGUAAUGUAUCAUCUUUUAUAGAUAGCAAAGAAGAAUUGUUAUUUUUUGGAAAAAACAGAGUAACCUAUUGCAACAUCUUGCUCAAAUGUUUAAAUAUAAUUAACAAUUUAAUGAAUUUAAAUUCUCUGAGAGAAAAAAUUAUGAAUUCAAGCAAUGAUCUUAAUGAGUUAAAAAUAUUUUUAUCCAAAUAUUAUAAAUAUUUAAAUGAAUAUGAAGAUAUUGAAGUAUACAAAAAUUUCUAUAUUAGUUUAUACAAAACGUAUAUAUUUAUUUUCCCAGAAGAAUUAGAAAAAGAAAAUUACUUUUCCCCUAUGCUCCUUUUUGAAAAUAUUGUUAAUAAUGGAAAUUUAACUAGAAUGAGAACUAUUGUAGACACACUUAUAUUCUGUUUUAAUGAUAAAAAAUUUGUGUAUUUUUUUGAAGAAAAUAUCAAUAUAACAAAAGUCCUUUUCAUUUUUGUCACAUACUCGUCCAGACUAUUAACGAAUAAACAGUACGAACUAAUAACAAAUAUAUCAUUUCUUUUUUACAUUAUCUUAAUUAAAUUCCCAAAUGUAUCCAUAACCAUAUUUCAUAUUUUAAAUGAAAAUAAUGAUUAUAUUAUGAAAUACAAUGAAGACAAAAAAUUCAAUUCCAUUUUUAGCAACAUAAAUGAACAUAUAAAUAUGCUGUUCUUAUCAACUAUACAUAAAAAUAAAAAUUUGGCAACAGUAAUUUCUCUAAUUUUUUCAAAGUUGAUACAUCUUUAUUGUCAAUUCUGUGCAAAAAAAAAUAACUUUGACAAUGUCCAAAGUAAUACCAAUAAUAAUUUUGCCCCAUAUGGGACACACCUAAACACAAACCAUAGCAUGAGGAACUUAAAUAGUUCUUACAUUAAUGUAAAUGGAAAAAAUACGAAUGUAGCAACAGGAGUUGGCAAUUUAAUGAAAAAUGCAAAUGUAAAUAACCUGAAUUAUUCAUAUGCGUCGAAUAACGAACAGGAGGGAAGUAAAUUACAGAAAGAGAUAUUCUGUAGAAUAUUUGAUAAUAUAAAAACAAAUGAAAGGAACACGGUUAUUAAAGCUAUAUUAAUUAACCUGCAUAUAAUUCCAGAUGUAUAUUCUUCCAGUGCUCUUUUUACAUUAGAAGAAAAUAUUGAAAAAACGAGGUACAUAAUUGUCAUUAUUAACUUCCUAUUUACAUUAAUGAAAACAAAAUUUUAUGAAACGAUACAUGAAAACACCUUUGAAUAUAUAGAUUACUUCAUUGAGGAGCUAAAAAAAAGUGUGAACAUGAAAAAUAUAAAAUUAGUUUGUGGAUACAUUUCUCUUUUGUUAAAUUAUUCGUUAAAUAAAAAAACCAACAAUUUAAACGAAACAGCUGAUUUAAAGUCAAGUAUAUUUAUAAAAAAUAUUCAUUAUAACAAUCAGCCUAAUAUCAUUAAGAUACACAAGGCUUUGUACGAAUCAGGAGCAUUAACCUUUUUGAUAUCAUCUCUAUACGAAUCCAAAGAUUCUCUAAUAAUUUAUAAUUGCGUUUAUUCUAUAUCUUUUCUAUUGUAUAAAAAAUCCAUUUUAGAUUUUGAUAAGAAUAUUGAACUUUCAAAUAUGAAAAUAGCCAUUUUAAAUAUAGUUAGACAUUAUUACAAUUUAGACAGCUAUUUGGAAAAGUAUACAGAAAAUUUUAUUGAUUAUAAAGGUUUUUUAAAAGGAAGUUCCAAAAAAAAUUUAGCAUUACACGAAGAUGACAGUUACAACACAUUAUUAAAUAAAUUAAAUAAAAGAAAUUCAUAUGAAUAUGAUGACAUAAACAAAAAAUACUUUAACGAAGAGGAAAACAGGUUCUUGAUAAAUGAAAAGAAUGAUAAUUAUUUACCAAAUCACCUAAACUCCAAUUAUUCCACAAACCUAAGCAAAAAUAUUACAAGCAAUGAACAGUUAGGAAGUAAAAACAUGUUUCCCUCUUUAAAAUAUCAGUAUGCAAGCGCAAAUUACGAAAAUUCCUUUUUCCUCAAUUUCGACAAAAUAUUUUUUGAAACAAUAAAAAACAGAAAGAGCUCUUUUAAUUUUUAUUUUGAUAUAAUGUACAACACACAGUAUUUAUUUAAUUUUUUAUUACACAAUUUUCUGUUUUAUUCAAAAGACGCAGACGAAUAUUCCAAAAAGUAUUUAUUAAACAUUUUAUUGCACAAUAACAUAACGAGAUCAUCUGAUAUUAAUUUUUAUUCAAAUAAAAUAAAAAACCUAAAUUCGCAGCUUAAUGAAUCACAAUCAAGAUUAGAACUUUACAAACAAGACCUUGACAGAUAUAAAGAUGUCAUAAAUGUGCUAAAUAAAGAAAUAGAAGAGAAACAAAAUGCGCACAAUGCUUUAAUUCAAAAAAUUAGAAAGGAAAAUGAAUUGGAAAUUAAUAGAAAACUUCAAGAAAAUAACAACCUAGAGAAUAUUAUUUCUCAGAAGAAUGAUAUAAUAGAUGAAUUGCAAAGAAAAUAUGAAGAGGUUUAUCUACAAAAAAAAGAAGCAGAAGAAGAAAAUGUAAAUAUAAAAAACAGGACUGUUUCAAUGGAAUCUUUACUAAAAUCACUUCAAACAAAAUACACACAAAUACAGACACAAAAUAAAACAUUAAAUAAUAAAUUAAUAGAUCAGACGAAUAGAAUUAAUGAAGGAAUAAACGUUAUUAACUCUCUUACUCAUGAAAAUGAGAAACUGAAAACUAUAGAAGAAAAUCAAAAUAAUGAAUUGGAAGGAACAUUCAAGAAAUUGAUUGUUGUCGUUAAAGAACUAAGUGACAAGAAGAAAGAAUUAGAUGAAAAGGAUAAGAAUAUUAAAAAAUAUAGUAGUGACAUACAAGAACUAAAAAGCAUAAUAAAUAAAAGUGACAAUGACCUGAAGGAACAAGCAUUAAUAAUUGAAAAUUUCACAGGACUAAACAAAAACUUGGGCGAAGAAUUAAAUAAUGCCAACAAAAAUUUGGAAAUAUCAAAGAGAUAUAUUAUAAACUAUGAAAAAAAUGAGGAGGAAAUGAAAAGUAGAAUAAUAAAGCUAGAAAAGGAGUUAUAUGAAAAGAAUGAAGAAUGUGAAAUAAAAACUCAAAAACUAAUUCUCAAAGAAAAGGAAUUAUCCGACAAAGAGAUACAGCUUAAAAAAAUAGCAUCAGUCAUCAUUAAUUAG
Molecule: messenger RNA, 4413 nt
Organism: Plasmodium gonderi
Lineage: Eukaryota; Apicomplexa; Aconoidasida; Haemosporida; Plasmodiidae
Exons: 7
Coding region: 1-4413 (1470 amino acids)
Source: RefSeq, a predicted model, not a curated record